Messenger RNA from Coregonus clupeaformis (lake whitefish), 2480 nucleotides. Its product is annotated as carboxypeptidase Z-like. Gene Ontology annotation, molecular function: metallocarboxypeptidase activity; zinc ion binding; protein binding. Lineage: Eukaryota; Metazoa; Chordata; Actinopteri; Salmoniformes; Salmonidae. The coding region runs from base 238 to 2256 and encodes 672 amino acids. The transcript is spliced from 12 exons. Gene Ontology annotation, biological process: proteolysis. The record is from RefSeq and is a predicted model, not a curated record.
UGAGCAGAACUGUUUACAGUAUAGGAAUUGGAAACAGGUGUAUUUCAGAAAGUUUAUUUGCAGCGUGUUUUCAGGCACAAUCCUCAUACUCCAGCCUUGUUCCACUUCUGUCCGGAACAUUUCCCUCUGUAAUUUGAUAUUCGACCGUAAUACUUGUAAUAAACUCACUUUUUAGGGAAGCUCUCAACGUUUUCGUGUAAUUAGGUGCAGUAGCCUUGAGGUGGCACAUCACAAAAUAUGGAAUUUAUGCGGAGGAAAAUGAAGACUAUUGUUUUUCUGAAUGCACUGGCAACGGUUAUCUGGUGUGCCCCUCCGCGCUGCGACCCUGGAGACGAAUUACUGGGUCGUUUUUGCAAAGAACCAGAACCUGAAAAACCCAAGUGCGUGGACAUCAUGAUGAACUACUGCGACGACAUGUCCUACACCCACACCAUGUUCCCCAACAUCCUGGGCCACAGGACCCGCGAGGAGGCCGAGCUGGGCCCCGAAUACCUCCUCCUCAGUGUGGUCCAAAACCUGCUCAGUGGAGAGUGCACCCCAGACAUCCGCAUGCUUGGCUGCUCAGUACUGGUGCCUCGCUGUGAGAAGGAGAAGGUGCUCAAGCCGUGCAGGAGUACCUGCGAGGUGGUGAGGAAGAACUGUCGCCAUGCCUUCGAGGGCAUCAAGAUGGCCUGGCCCUAUUUCUUGGACUGUGACCGCUUCUUUGUCAGCGACCAGGAGGGCUGUUACGACCCACUGGAGGGCCUACGAGUAACACAGGAAGAAGCCCAGGCCAGUAUAGGUAAUACCCCUGAGGAGACUCAUACUAUCAUCCAGUUCAGCUAUCAGUCUAACGCCCAGAUGAACAGCAUCCUGAAGAAGACUGCAGCGCGAUGCCCCGAAAUCGCCACCACCUACAGCAUCGGCCGCAGUGUGGAGGGCAAAGACCUGCUAGUGAUUGAGUUCUCAAACAACCCUGGAGUACAUGAAUUACUUGAACCGGAGAUGAAGUACAUAGGCAACAUGCACGGGAACGAGGUGCUGGGUCGCCAGCUGUUGAUCUAUCUGACCCAGUACCUGUGUUCAGAGUACCUGCUGGGGAACCAACGCGUCCAGACCCUGAUCAACACCACGCGUAUCCACAUCCUGCCCUCCAUGAACCCUGACGGCUAUGAGCUGGCUGCUGCUGAGGUCCAGGGCACCAACGACCCCGAGAAUGAGGAGGCUCAGAACUACCACAGCUGGACCCUGGGUCGAGGUAACGCCCAGAACAUUGACCUGAACAGGAACUUCCCUGACCUGACCUCUGUUGCCUACAGCCGCCGCAGACACCGGCAUUUCCGUAGCGACCACAUCCCAAUCCCAGACGCUUACUGGUUUGAUAAGGUAGCUCCAGAGACAUACGCAGUCAUGAAGUGGAUCAGGUCCAUUCCCUUUGUGCUCUCAGCUAACUUCCACGGAGGGGAGCUGGUGGUGUCCUAUCCCUACGACCUCUCCAAACACCCACUAGAGGAGAAGAUGUUCUCCCCCACGCCAGACGAACAGGUAUUCAAGCAGAUAGCGAGAACAUAUGCAGAUGCCCAUGCCACCAUGUCAGGAAAUAACUCUGAAAGGUGUGGGAACUUUGGCAGCAUCGGCCAGGACGGCAUCAUUAAUGGAGCAAAGUGGUACAGCUUCGCAGGUGGUAUGCAGGACUUCAACUACCUCCACACUAACUGUUUGGAAGUGACAGUGGAGUUGGGCUGUGAUAAAUUCCCAGCUGAGGAGGAGUUAUACACAGGCUGGCAGGACAACAAAGAGGCUCUGCUCACAUUCAUGGAGUCGGUCCACCGUGGAAUAAAGGGAAUAGUAAAGGAUGCGGAUGGGAAUGGAAUCAAAGGCGCAAGGAUAUCUGUCAGAGGAAUAAGGCAUGACAUCACAACAGCUGAAAACGGAGACUACUGGCGCCUGCUAACUGCUGGCAUCCACAUCCUGACUGCCUCUGCACCAGGCUACACCAGAGCCAUGAAGAAGAUCCACCUCCCGGCACGCAUGCAGAAAGCAGGCCGGGUGGACUUUGUUCUGCAGAAGGCUGUGGUGAAGCCUGACAUAGAGGAGGACUAUAACAUCCCGUCCAUGGGGACCUAUGAGCGCUUUGACCCCUACAACCAGUUUGAGCGCUAUGCCAUUAGUGAGCAGAACCAGAAUAGAGAGGAGAGGCAGGAGAAACCGUGGUGGUGGAGCUACUUUAGCCGCGCCCACGGAUCCGCCCCCACCUGGCUUCUCAGAAUUGAUUAGAGCUCCUCCCCUCCAAUAAAAUAUAAUAUUUUAUGGCUAUUUCUAUGGUUCCCCUUCGUCCUAUAGCCCCCUUUCUCAACUCCGGUCCCCGAGUACCAUCAAGGGUUGCACAUGUCUGUUACAACUCAAUAAUAGCACACAGUACCCUGGCGCUUGUAACACCAGGGUAGUGGGUUCGAUCCCCGGGACCACCCAUAUCUAAAAAUGUAUGCACACAUGACUGU